Molecule: messenger RNA, 954 nt
Organism: Caenorhabditis elegans
Lineage: Eukaryota; Metazoa; Nematoda; Chromadorea; Rhabditida; Rhabditidae
Gene: srg-60
Product: Serpentine receptor class gamma
Exons: 5
Coding region: 1-954 (317 amino acids)
Biological process (GO): sensory perception of chemical stimulus
Cellular component (GO): membrane
Molecular function (GO): transmembrane signaling receptor activity
Source: RefSeq, marked reviewed
AUGGAGCCAUCAGUAACCUCAUCUUUAGAAUCCGUACAACCCAAUCCCGCUGCUCAAUUAAUGACGGUGACCCAGUUAAUAUACGGAGUUCCGUCAUUUAUUCUAAUGAUAUUUUUUCUAAUUUAUCUUGGAUAUUCAAAAAUGUACACAAACUCAUUUUAUAGAAUUGUGCAAAUAAGUUUACUGGUGAACAUUCUGUGCUUUGUUAACACCUGGUUUGCACUUCGUCUGGAAGAGCAUCCCAGUUGUAUUUUCAUACUAAAAUGGAUAGAAACUUCACUGCCAGGUGCUCUAACACUUGCAAAGUAUCAUGCUUAUUGGUUUAUGCAUAUGCAGUUCUGUGCAACUGCAAUGCUGAGUCUUCAUCGGAUACUUACAGUUGUGUUCGCUGGGAAAUUUGAAAGGUUUUGCUACCGAUGGUACCCGGCAAUUGGAAUUUCCAUGUUUGUGUAUAGCCAUCUGCCAAAAUUAUUAUGGCCCGGGUUCACAUUGGAGGUGCAUAUUGUUAAUGGAACUCUUAUGAAAACUAGAUUCAACUUGGUUUAUGUAAAUGCAAUUAAUAUUAAUGCAAUAUUCUCUGCGAUAUAUUUCAUUUUAAUAUUGACAAUUGGGAUCGCUACGGUGGUUUUGGUGACGAAAAAGUUGAGAGCUGCCAACCUUCCCACCGAUCGAAUUUCCAAAAAAUUGACCCGUUUGGCACUGAUCUACUGUUUUUUGUACACUGGAAUAUUGAUGUGGAGCGUGAUUACAUCUAUCGACUCGAAUUUUCCAUUUCUUCCAGCCUUUAUUGUCAAUCACAAUUUUACGUUUCUCACGUAUUCUUCUGAUAUUAUGACUUUGUCACUUCCAUAUAUUCUUCUUGCAUUUGACUCCAAUAUUCAGAAGCAAAUUUUUGGUUUUAGAAAAAAGAAAAGAGUUGUUACCGUAGUGGUUAAUAGUGCGAUGUUAUCAUAA